AUGGCGCCUGCCCCGGACGCUGCAGUGGUGGACGCCUGUAAUAAUCUUGCGCAGCGUCUUCGUCACCUUCGAGCCGAAGGCAAGUAUUGUGAUGUCGUGCUUGUUGCUUCUGACACAAGGAUGGAAGCUCACCGCGCUGUCCUGGCCACAGCAAGCUCCACAUGGCAGCAGGCACUGCAGAGUGAAGGAGGUGGUCGGUGGCAAGGUAGCCCUGGCAAAAUUGAAGCGCAGCCUCCUGCCGAAUUGCGAUUCCCGCGCUGCGCGAGGCCAGAAGUCCUUCGGCUGCUCAUCGACCACAUCUAUGGUGCCACGACCACUGACCAGCUUGCUGCCCUCGUUCAAGGUUGUGAAGGCAGCUGCAGAGAAGCCAUGCAACUUUUGGAGGCCCUGGGACCUUCUCCCUCUUCAGAGCUGCCAUCGUUGCGGCUGGCCAGGACACUGUCCACACUGCGUCGCCAGUGCAUUUUCUGCGACACCGUCUUGACAACAGGACGGGGCCAGACUGCUGUCGCGCAUCGCGCAGUCCUUGCAGCAGGCUCGGAAGCUUUGGACAGGUACUUCUCGGAGCAGCUUCCUCACCCGGGCUUCGGCGGCCUAGAUGCGGUGGAGUUGGCGCUGGGAGCUGCGGCAGCAUCUAGUUUGGAGGCUUUGGUGGACCGGCUGUAUGUGGGGCCAGUUGCAGGCCGGGUCCCUGGCAGACAGCAGAGAAAGAUGGCAGGAAAGCUGUGUGGGCAUUUUCCACACUCGCAGCACAUCUACCAGUCCAAUCGGAAAUGGACACUGUUGCCUUUCCAGGGAGCGAGCGACGGAACGUCACGAAACCGCUACAAACAUCAAUGA
Messenger RNA from Symbiodinium sp. CCMP2456, 840 nucleotides. The record is from the annotation of a GenBank genome assembly. Lineage: Eukaryota; Dinophyceae; Suessiales; Symbiodiniaceae.